Messenger RNA from Aspergillus eucalypticola CBS 122712, 1932 nucleotides. RefSeq lists its product as uncharacterized. The record is from RefSeq and is a predicted model, not a curated record. Gene Ontology annotation, biological process: positive regulation of transcription by RNA polymerase II. Gene Ontology annotation, cellular component: nucleus. The transcript is spliced from 3 exons. NCBI's taxonomy places the organism in Eukaryota, Fungi, Ascomycota, Eurotiomycetes, Eurotiales, Aspergillaceae. Bases 1 to 1932 code for a protein of 643 amino acids. Gene Ontology annotation, molecular function: transcription cis-regulatory region binding; DNA-binding transcription factor activity.
AUGGCACCUAAGCGAACAUCAAGCUCGCUUACACACCAGACAGCCUUACCUGCAGAGAGAGACGCGUCAAGUGCGAUGACAGUAAGCCGACCUGCUUGCGAUGCUCCAAAUCUGCUCGCAUCUGUCGCUCCCCCCGCGGCCGACCGGGAGCCCACCAGGGCGCAUUUGAGCCCCAAAGAGACGGGUCGCCACCGUGCUGACUACAACAGGGCAAGCAAUCCAGACGCUGUCGAGGAGAGCUCGCCGAAGCCCCAAGAACAUCACUCGGAUGUUGCGGCAGCAUCGACGUCUCAUCCGACCGCCUCGGCCAUCUCUGAGGCCGCUGUACCACUGCAUCCAGACGGCUCAAUCGAGUCGCCGCACUUCGACCCCUUGCAUGAACACAAUGAGCAGAGAUUGCGUAGCCUUGACCCUGCGUUUCCAACGUCUCCAGUUUCGCUAAGUCAAAUCUCCCUGCUGAAUAUCUCCCCCUUCGAGUGGUACGACUUGCUAGCGCGGGAUGCCAUCAACCACAUCCAACGAUUGAAUGAUACGUCAAGCGGCGACCCUAGAUGGCGAUUUCCUGAGAUUGCACUCUCUCGUAGGCAGUCACCCGCCCCUGAACAUCCCGGGGCUCGGCUUCAGCAGGAGGCGAGGUACAAUGAGCAGCAGCGACACGCUCUGACCCAUGGAGACGGCCACACUGGAUCACCCUUACCAGAUUAUCAGCAGUUAUCCCAGCCUUGGAACACCACAAGUAGGCUAGAACUAUCGCCAACCGACCUCACCUUCUUUCAGUACUAUAUCGAGGUGGUUGGGCCGAUUCUAGACUUGUUUGAUCCCGCUCACCAUUUCAGUAAUGUUGUGCCCCAUCUGGCACUACGAAACACGGGGCUCUUGAAGUCUAUCCUUGCAGUGGGCGCCAAGCACAUGUCUCUGUGUCUUCGGCAUAGAGGAGAUGGAGAUGCAGCAGAUGGCCAUGUAGCAGGUACCCCAGCUUCAUUGCCCGGAACCGUCCUGUCGACAGAGUCAGACUCUGCUCCAACCCACAUGGCGACCCAGUACUACUACGAAACCCUUCACUAUCUCUCACAAACACUACUGUAUCCAUCUUAUGCCGACUCCCACGAGAUCUUGGCGACAGCCACCAUGAUUAGCACAUACGAAAUGUUUGAUGCGGACAGCUCUGCGAAUAGCAGUGUCUGGGAGCAGCAUCUGCGCGGCUCGUUCUGGAUCCAGCGGUCUCAGGAUAAUGAUGGCGAGUCGGCCGAUGGUUUGCGACAGGCCGUAUGGUGGGCUUGGUUGCGACAAGACAUUUGGGCAGCCUUUCAGGCGGGCCGGCCCACCAUUACCUUCUGGCGUGCACGCAAACCUCUCCAGGAACUCAGCUCGGACGAGCUAGCUACACGAAUUGUCUACCUUUGCGGGAAGUGUGUGAAAUAUGCCGCUUCGGCUGCAAUCCCGCCACACCAGGAUCCGAGAGAACGAAUUGAGCAGGGUGACCGACUCCUGAGUGCGCUCGACGAGUGGCAUCAUAUCCUGCCCGCAUGGUACCAGCCCGUGGCAGUUGCCGGGGUUGGUGGUUCAAGCGUCGUCUUUCCUCCGAUAUGGAUCCAUCCGCGAAAUCAUGCAGGUGCCAUGCAGAUGUAUCAUUUCGCCAAGGCGACAGUCCUGCUGAACCAGCCCACACUGGGCGGACUUAGAGCCUACCUGCUUCGUGAUAAGCAGCUGACGGAAAGUGUCAAAAUGGUCUGUGGCAUUGCCAAUUCGUGCCAGGAGCAUGACUGUGCAAUGGCAUUCAUCAAUGUACAGGCGUUAUUUGGAGUUGGCCAAUUUGUUCGGUCACCCGAGAUGCGAGAGGAGCUGCUACGCAUUUUGGACAACAUGUUACGAAUAAGUAAGUUUCCCGCCAAAGGUCUUGUUGCGCGACUGCAGAGGGUGUGGCAGGAGUGA